Ilex paraguariensis (yerba mate) is the source of this 765-nucleotide messenger RNA. The record is from the annotation of a GenBank genome assembly. Lineage: Eukaryota; Viridiplantae; Streptophyta; Magnoliopsida; Aquifoliales; Aquifoliaceae.
AUGGGUCCUAAGCCUCUUGAUCCUCUAGAGCUUCCUGAGGUCUGCAGGAUUGGUGGGUCUGUUGAGAUGGUUUCUUGGGGUUUGGAUUUGGGUUGGUUUGAGUCUGAUGGCGGUGGUUUGGUGGAGUUGAUGUUGUCUCCUGAAGCUCUUUUCCGAGCUGCCAUGGCGGAAGAGUAUGAAAACAGAAGUUGUAGAGGAGUUCUCAGACUUCUUCGAAAAUGGGUAUGUCAACUUGAAGAAUAUCUUCAACUUCUUCUGAAUGUCUCAGACGAUCACUCUCAUGAAUCAGUAAACCAUGAAGCUUUGGUGGAGAAAGUCACUGCCCACCACAAAGACUGCUACACAACCAAAUGGGCUGCGGUUCAUGAAGACGUCUUAGCCAGCUUUUCAGCAGUCUGGUUCAGCCCUCUAGAGAAUGCUUAUCUAUGGAUAACUGGUUGGAAGCCAUCAAUGGUGUUUCGACUGGUCGACGCUGUUCGGGUGACACGUUCACCCGGUGGCGAUGAAAACAGGAGGAUGGUGGACUUGGCGAGGCUGGCAAGCCGAAUCAAGGGCGGUGACUUGGCGACGACUCAGAUGGAUGGGUUGGUGGAGGGGGCGUUGAAGGGGUUGUUGGGUGGGUUGGAAAGAGUGAUGAAAAUGGCAAAUUGUGUGAGGUCGAAGAUGUUGAAGGCUGUGUUGGAGGUGUUGAGUCUGAGACAGUGUGUGGAUAUCUUGUCAGCGAAGUCGAAUGCUUCAGAUUUAGCUGAGGAAAUGGGGGAAUAA